Daphnia pulex (common water flea) is the source of this 789-nucleotide messenger RNA. The record is from the annotation of a RefSeq genome assembly. Lineage: Eukaryota; Metazoa; Arthropoda; Branchiopoda; Diplostraca; Daphniidae.
AUGUCAAAUCAUAUAAAUCACCCCUUCCACCUCGUAGAUAAAAGCCCCUGGCCUAUUUUAAGAGCCUUCAGAGUAAUAAGAUUAGUUAGAGGUCUAGCUAAAUGAUUUCAUACUUUUAAUAUAGACUUGGCAAUCCUAGGCAUUUUGUCUACCACCCUAGUGAUAAUUCAAUGGUGACGAGACGUAGUCCGCGAAGGAACUUUCCAAGGCCUCCAUACAAGUAAGGUUGGCGUAGGGCUUCGUUGGGGAAUAAUCUUGUUCAUUGCCUCAGAAGUUUUAUUUUUUGUCUCAUUUUUUUGGGCGUUCUUUCACAGUAGCCUUGCCCCCGCCGUUGAGCUGGGAAGAGCUUGACCCCCCCUUGGUAUUAAACCCUUUAAUCCAUUUCAGAUCCCCCUUCUAAAUACUGCUAUUCUUUUAGCCUCGGGGGUCACAGUUACUUGGGCACACCACGCUUUAAUGGAAAAUAACCAUACUCAAGCUUUUCAAGGAUUAUUUUUAACAGUCUUUCUCGGCUUUUACUUUACCUCUUUACAAGCCCUAGAAUACUUUGAGGCCCCUUUCUCUAUCGCCGACGCUGUAUACGGAACCACUUUUUUUGUGGCAACAGGGUUUCACGGACUUCAUGUUAUCAUCGGGACAACUUUCUUACUAAUUUGCCUUAUCCGUCAUACCCUUCAUCAUUUUUCUUUUACCCAUCAUUUUGGGUUUGAAGCGGCAGCAUGAUAUUGGCACUUUGUUGACGUUGUUUGACUAUUUCUUUUUAUCUCUAUCUACUGGUGGGGCAACUAA